AUGCCCUCCUCUGUUGAAUGCUACCUCCUGGCUCCGACAAAUGAUGUUCCAAAUAGUCGGCUGCCGGUGAUUCUUUACCGAGACGUGUUGCCCGAGCCCCGAAACGAAGAGACGACGACGCAGUUCUUGACAGCGUAUGGCUGGGAAAAGAGAGGAACUUGGGGGCACAUCUCAAUGCGGCACUUUCACCCAAAUACGCAUGAGUGCUAUGGCGUCUUCCAAGGCAAUUCGACGCUGCUCCUGGGAAAGAUACAAGAUGGAGAGGGGAUUGAAGUCGACGUGCGUACUGGCGACGUGAUUGUCCUUCCAGCCGGAACAGCUCAUUCCUCUCUAGAGAGCCAUGACGACUAUCGGUACAUUGGCGUCUAUCCAAAGGAAUGUCCUAAAUGGAUAAAUGAAAGCGGCAAGCAGCCUGCGACUUCUUUUGCCUUGAUGAUUCGAGAUGUCCCCACGCCAAAGGCUGAUCCAGUAUACGGAAAGCAAGGGCCGCUGGUGGCGUUGUGGAACACCAAGCUUGAAGCAAAAUUGUAG
This is a messenger RNA of Trichoderma atroviride IMI 206040, 531 nucleotides long. RefSeq lists its product as uncharacterized. The record is from RefSeq and is a predicted model, not a curated record. NCBI's taxonomy places the organism in Eukaryota, Fungi, Ascomycota, Sordariomycetes, Hypocreales, Hypocreaceae.